Messenger RNA from Anopheles bellator, 1159 nucleotides. RefSeq lists its product as uncharacterized. The record is from RefSeq and is a predicted model, not a curated record. NCBI's taxonomy places the organism in Eukaryota, Metazoa, Arthropoda, Insecta, Diptera, Culicidae. Bases 1 to 561 code for a protein of 186 amino acids. The transcript has 4 exons.
AUGUCAACAAAAAUAUGCAAGGCUGUAACUAUAUAUCGCGCAACGGACGAAUUUUCGAAACGCUUUGCCCGCUGGGUAGGCGCGACGAGAUGGCGGGUCAGUAUAAUUCGUUUGUUUAAGUGUUUAGGGUUUAUUUGUCUCUUAUUGUUCACCCUGGAGGAUGUUCAGUGUCAUUUUUCGCACAGGAAACAAGACCCUUCGCGUAAAUUGAAACAAAUCUGUCUGAUCUGUGUGAAUCUGAGUGAUCAUUCCACGGUUUGUGUGGAUUGUGUCGGUAUUCCGAACAACGACCUGAUAAACAUUGACAAAGUGCUGGAUGACUUCGAAUUCAACGAGGACGAUGGGCGAAACACCUGCAAGGGAACGAUUGGUAAUAACAGAAACAAAGAACACUACGCAAAAUCUUCCACUGGCAUGAAUUUACAAAAGCCCAAAGUAUCCACGGCGGAAAUGUUGUUCGGUAUACCGUUGCGCGAUACGGGUGUGAAGCGCUAUGCGAUGCGUGUCCGACCGAUCCACGUAUCCUGCGAGAGAACUAUCCUUACUUCAUCGAAUCGUUGAGGCAGAAACUAAUCCGCGCCUAUCCACUGGACCAGACGGAAAUCGAGGCAGCGACCGAUCCUGAGAACGGUGAACCGGUAGAGAAAGUACCACCGUCACCAGCGUCGCCGCAAUCCAUCAUUUACAUGUUCUACCCAGGAGAGUUCAACUGGAAAGAGGUGUUGCCCCAGUGCAUGGCGUUCUGUGUACUCUUCAGUAACGUCUUCUCGGUGCGCAAAAUCGAAGCCAUCCGUUCCCUGCUCAUGCUCGCUUCCUGUGCUGCGCUGACCGUCCUCGGGAGCCUCAUGGUGUGUUUUUGUGUUUUUGUUUGUGAUUUUUCGGAUUGUGUCUUUUCGGCCUUACCAUCAGCUUCCAGUCGAAGGGAGCCUAUCCGUAUCUGGUGAUACUGGUCGGGCUGGAAAUCGUACUCGUCAUUACCAAGAGCAUCGACGUAAAGUUUCGGCUGGCGCAGGGCCUCAGCCGGAAGGGGUGGUCGAUCACGAAGAUGCUGACAUGCUCACCGAGAUCACCAUCCUGACGGGCGGCCUGGCAACGUUUGUGCCGGUCAUUCAGGAGUUCAGCACCUUCGCGAUCGUGGGCCUCGUGUGGGACUUUGUGC